CCGACGACGCGAGCCCGCGGUAGCCGCGUCUCGCGCGCACCAUGCUGCUGUGCCGGAUCGUCGGCUACCGCCCCAUGCUGUACGCCACCAACAAGGACGACCAGCGUCCGCGAGUCCCUCCAGGCGGGGCGCAGGGUCCCGGAGCCGCCACCGGCACGCCGUACUGGGGCCCGGUGGACAACAACGACCACGUCUUCUUCUCCUCUUACGGCAUGGCUCCGGGCGGCGCGCGGCAGCCCCUCUACUACCGUGUGGCCCACGACCCCCUCGACCCCCACUACACGCAGCAGGCGGAGAGAGGCUUCUCGCUGCUGCACCCCAGCAGGGUGCACCCCUUCGUGUACCCAUACCCCUACUACCCCUACGCCUAUCCCUUCCACCACCACCACCACGCCAACGGCAACCUGGACCUCCACGCGGCGCACGCCGAACACCUCAGCCAGACGUGGCCGCCGAGGGGCAACCACGAGACCGCCUUGCAACCAGCUGAACCUCUCCCCGUUCCUGAGACAAGGGACCCGGGAGUAUCGAAAUGGAAGUGA
Thrips palmi is the source of this 542-nucleotide messenger RNA. RefSeq lists its product as uncharacterized. The coding region runs from base 42 to 542 and encodes 166 amino acids. The record is from RefSeq and is a predicted model, not a curated record. Lineage: Eukaryota; Metazoa; Arthropoda; Insecta; Thysanoptera; Thripidae. The transcript has 5 exons.